AUGUUUGGCAACAUCGGGUUUAUGCUACCUACGUCGGGGUCGCAGAGAGCACCGCCCAAGGAUGUUCCUCCCCCCACACCCAUCAACUUGCCGCGAUGCUGCCCUGAGAUUCCGGAAAGCAAGGCCUCGGACCGCCAAGGGUCAACCUCGAGUGGCGUACCAGAACCGCUCACCUCGGUGCUACAGAAGAUAAUUCGGCCUGCCGAACUUUCUAUGUCACACUUCGAAGCUCUUGGAGUCCACGUGAUCCCGAAUGCCACGCCGGCCCAACUCCUUCCGGAUCCGGCUUAUAUCCCGGACUUUGCGGCCUGGGACGCCUUGUCUGCUGACGAAGUCCACACGGUUAACGAGAGCACUCGGAAACCACUGAACACGGGCAACUUGUCACCCGGGUGCCAAACCUACCUGGAGAGAAGGCGAGAGCUCUCCAUCGCGAACGAGGCUGCUUAUCGGACCGUCCGUCGCAUGCCGGCCCCCAAGGGCCAGCCACAAGCUCGUUUGGGGAAUGCGUACGAGUUUUACCGCCACUUGGAACUCUUCGCAUCAUACUGGGAAGACACAUCAAAGCCGCGGGCAGCCCCAGACGCUGAGGCUGACCAAAGCGGGGAUAGCAACGGUGAGAAUGCGGACGCCGCAACCGAUGGGGGUAAACCCGCGGAGGAGGGCGAAGCUGCGGCAUUCUCCCGCACAGGUGCCGGCCAUCAGAUGCCGCCGGAUUACCGGCAAACCAUGAUCACGGUCUUCCUCAAGUUGGUGGCGUAUGAUUUCACGUGUAACGUCACGGCGCCCCGUACUGAGCCACGGUUACAAAUCACAAAUAAACCGCCCAACGACCCACCCCGCAGCUCGUACUUCUCUUCAGGGUGCGUUUUCGUUUUCCGAACCCCAACCACUCGCGAAGCAGCCCGCGCCGGGAUCGUCGAGGGCCCAAUCGCAGCGGUAAGCGCUCGACACACCAUCACAUUCCCUCCGGCGGAAUCGGCGACUGGGAAAGACCGAGAAUCCGCCCUAGACCUUGCUAGGGAGGUUAUUGCAGCGCUUAUCACCGCGCAACACCGCGCUCGGGAAGGCCACACGGAAAAACGCAUUGGCGAAGAUGCCUGGUGGUGCACGAAACCACGCUGGGGCGGCGGCUCGGGCGGCCCUAUCGGCCGGGAGGUAGAAAUGCUCUCUGGAGCGGAUCAGACCGUCGGGGAUAAAGAUGCGCCAUUACCGGAUACCAAGCCCGCUUCUUUCGGCCCAACGGCAGCCCCGCAAGGACCCUAUUCGCGGCCCUCGGGCGCGAGCGGUCUCGCUAUCCAUGCUGCUGGGGGCGGUCUCAUGGCCAGUAGUAGCGGACCUUUCAAGGGUGUUAAGCGCCAAAAGAAGUCGGGCAAUCACCCCAUGUACGACAACUACCGGAUGGUUCGCCCGCCCGCGGCCACAUGGGACAGGCGGGCGAAAUAUGAAGCCAUUGGCCGGGCUCAUGGAGCGGACUACGACGAUGUCUUUGUGAUCAGUGCGGUGCUACAUCACGUCAGCAUCGUGCGGGUGCGCGUGCCCGACCGUCUGCUGGCCGUUUUGGCUGGGGAAAGCGAUGAGGGCGAGCGUGCUAGUGGCAACGGCGACGCACGGAGUUGGGGCAAGUUGGAGAUGUGGCGGAGCCCGUGGUUCGACUUCUUCCAAGUGGAUGAGCGGGUGCAGGCGAUGCAGCUGAUCUGGUGCAUGAUGGCCUGGACGAUGCGAGAGCAGCCGCCGCCGAACGAGGUGAAGCAGGAGGAUGCCCGGAAUGGAGGACGAGGAGGAGCUAGCACCGGUGACCAGCAGAGCCAAGACGACGUGAAGAUGUCGGGGGCGUAG
This is a messenger RNA of Dichotomopilus funicola, 1839 nucleotides long. RefSeq lists its product as uncharacterized. Bases 1 to 1839 code for a protein of 612 amino acids. The record is from RefSeq and is a predicted model, not a curated record. NCBI's taxonomy places the organism in Eukaryota, Fungi, Ascomycota, Sordariomycetes, Sordariales, Chaetomiaceae. The transcript has 2 exons.